AUGCGUCGAAGAAAAUUAGCUACGAAGGUAGAAAGUCAUUUAAUCGAAGAAUUAGAAGAGAAAAUAAGAAGACUGGAGAGGAAGAUAGAAGAAAGAUCCCGAUCAAGGUCGGCGUCCCCUCGCCGCCAUGGCGGGUAUGGUCGACCACGCUAUUUUACAAGAUCUAGUUCAAGAUCCGAAACAUACUCCAGGUCCGCCUCAUAUUCGAGGUCACCAUCUCCGCCUGCGGCGUCGAGAAGCAGAAGCAGGUCUCCAUUGAUUGUCAUUGAGACUAGAGAUGACCUCCCCGGUGAUCUCGGUGCAGCGAUUGAAGCGUCGAAAAUUGAAAAUGGCGGAAAGGAAGGAGGUACAACAGCAAGUGAAGAGUUAAGCGAAGAAAUUGUAGCCUUACUUGGUGAAGCACCGGAGAAGAUUGUGUUUAGCCCUAACCUUCUGGAGCAGCUUGCUUCUCGUUGGCAAGAUAUUAUUAAGAAAGGAUUAAACAAGGAAGAAAGGGACAAACUAAUAAAAAAGUAUCCGGUUCCGGAAAACUGUAAAGUAAUUGGUGCCCCAAAAAUGAAUUUGGAAGCCCAGAGUGCCGCCGGAGAUACUCUUGUUAACAGGGAUAAGGCCAUAGAACAGAAACAAACUGAAGUCUCUUGUGCACUAACCGCUAUUGGUUUGGCCCUUAACAAAUUGUGUGUUGCUGGUAACGAAGAAAUCAUAACCUUGUUGAGUGACUCUGGUCGUCUCUUGUGCGACUACCAACACAGGGAGUCACAACUUAGAAAGAUGUUUAUAACUUCAGGUCUCGACAACAAGACAGCACGUGAGACAUUAAAAGACUGCGACGUGGACCAAUGGCUUUUCGGAGAAAACUUAGCCGAAAAAUUAAAGGCUUCAAAAGCCAUUGAACAAAAAGACCCAAGAAAGCAGCGAAUAAUUUAA
This is a messenger RNA of Leguminivora glycinivorella, 927 nucleotides long. RefSeq lists its product as uncharacterized. The record is from RefSeq and is a predicted model, not a curated record. Bases 1 to 927 code for a protein of 308 amino acids. The transcript has 2 exons. NCBI's taxonomy places the organism in Eukaryota, Metazoa, Arthropoda, Insecta, Lepidoptera, Tortricidae.